UCCUUGCUUAUGUCAUUCAUUUCAUUGUGAAAGGUUUUAUUUGUGUCUGUCUACUGUCUAGUGUCUUGUAUUAAAUUUAUGAAAAAAAGGUGAUUAUAGUUUACCGUACUCUUAGCAACUUAAUGUUGGCUAAUGUUAUUGUAAUAUAUAUCGCUUAAAAUGGGCAGUAGAAAAGAAAAUCUCAAGAAAUCCCUGGGAAUAUCGGAAUAUCCAUGGAGUUCAGAUGAUGAAGAUACUCCAUCACAACCUCUGCAGGUGUUACGUAGACAAGCAGAUGAGCCUCGACCUAGUGUGGCUGAUAUGCCCGGAACUAGCAGUGGAAAUGAUGAUGCAUGGUGGACAGACCCAACCGGGAGUCAGCCCCACCAAACAUCUGUUUCACAACAAGCAUCGCAUUCACCUGGAACAGCCCGGAAGCAACAAGCUAAACUAGACCAUGCGUUGUUCUGGUCUAUCAUCAAUAACACACCAAGACCUUCAAAUGUUGGAACCAGCCGUCCUAGGUUACCGUGUGACAUGCCUGUGACGUACGUGUCGCGGCCGUCAGUCCCCUCCCGCUCCGACUUGCGGGAGUCGCGGCGAGCCGAGCGUACGACGUCCGCCGCGGACAUACAGCGCAUACUGGCCUUCAAGAAGCUCACCCGCAGUCUACAGGACUACACAGCCUACAAAACAGGUCUACAUCCAACAACCUCACGGCGUUUGGGUAGCGGAGGGCCAUCCCGCAGUCCGUUGUUCACUCCGUCGAUGCCGACAGAGCCCUCCAGGUCCAGAACUCACUGCUGCAUUCGUCCACAAGUUGGACGGAUUUACAGGACUGUGAGCAGUACUUCUGAAGCAGUGAGUGGAGGUGAUCCUCAGCCAUCCCAAAGCCGUUACCGCACGCUGCCAGCUCGCUCCAGCGUCCCGUCAGACCUAGACACUAGUCCGACCGCGCCUGAACAAGACCACUUCGUCAAUGUUGAUCAAUCUGAUGAAGAGGUAGAAGCUGUCCAAGACGCACCAGCAGCUCCAGAACAACCUGAUGAGAAUGAGAAUAAUGCUGAUGAAGAAAAUGUCCAAGCUCCAGCGCACGACACUGGCGGCGCUAUAACCCUGGAAGAGGAGAUCGUCGAGGUGGAUGCUCCGGACGAGCCCGAGGUGGUGCCCGCCACGGACAUCGAACCUGACGCCGCGGAGACACAUGCUAACGACGACAACAACGCUUUGUUUGCUUCUCAGGUGGCCACAAACUCUGAUGAGAACACUGAGGCUGCACAAUCACAGUCCUCAUUCCAAGGAGUCAAGAGGAAGAGGGAUGCAAGUGAUGAGAAUGGAGAGCCCUUCUCUGUACAAGAGUUCAAUCAAAGCCUGCUGCGUCUGCUGGAGUGCCCGGUGUGCCUGGAGUGGAUGGAGCCCCCGAUGUCGCAGUGCCGGCGGGGCCACUUAGUGUGUAGUAGGUGCCGCGCGCGCCUGGCGUCGUGCCCGGUGUGCCGCACGGCGUUCUCGUCCGUGCGCAACCGCGCCAUGGAGGGCGUGGCCGACAUGCUGCGCUACCCGUGCCGCCACGGCUGCGGCCGCGAGGUGCGCCUGCGCCGCCGCGCGCCGCACGAGGCCUCCUGCGGCGCGCGCCGCUACCACUGCCCCGCGCCGCCCUGCGCACGCCAUCCCCCGCUGGCGCACCACGACCUCGCGCACCACUUCCAGUGUAAGCACUUGCCCAUUUUGAAGAUAGGAGCGAAGCACAAGUUCUCAAUGAAGGUAAACUCGGAGCAGCACGACACAUGGCUGAUCAUGGCGCUGGACCAGUUCUUCCACCUGCGCGUCGAUGUUGAUAUCCGUACGUGGGGAGUCAUCGUGUACGUCUCGUACAUCGGGCCCAAGCGCAAGGCUAAACAUUACAUUUAUGAGGUGUCCGUAGUGGGGCAGCACAACUCGCGAAGCGUGACGUACAAACGAGCCACACACAGCGACCUCGAGAGCUCGUCCCUAAACGUGAGCCGCCAGGACUGCUUCCACUUGACACUUGACCAGGCACUCAACUUCCUUCGCUUCAAGAAUAGACACUGCGAGCCUGACAAGUUUUUAGAUUUCGAUGUCGAAAUCAGACCAGCCCCAGCUGCCAACUCUCAGGAAUUAAGAGAAGAUUCUGAUUCAUAAAUCAUAUGAGUAAAUAUCUAACAGGGAUAAGUCUAAUCGUGCUAUGAUAGGUGCAAAUAUGCCACGCGAGUGAGACAAGCUAAUUGUUGAAACAUAUAUUGCGCUAUUUGUAAAAUGCGUACUAGUUUACCGCACCACGUAAUAAUGCUGAGCAAAUGUGCUCCUAAUUUAGCAACGGUUGUACGAAGUUAGUUAUAUUGUAAGAUAAUUAUGUGUUUAAUCUGUGAUUUAUUGUUAUGCAAUUUAAAUGUGACCUUUAGAUGUCUCCAUUUUAAUAUGUAAUAACUUUUAUUUGAGUUAAGUUUUAUUCAAAGGAUAUACUAAUUUUAAAUUAGAUAGUUUUCAUAGUAAUUUAGUAAUGUUAUAUUUUUGACAUCUACAUCACAUAUUGCAUAGAUCAGUUAGUCACGCAUUCGCAUGUGUGGGGAAAAUAGCUAUUUCCAGAAAUAAACAGAUUUUCAAUGUUGUGUAGUGGUACAAUCACAUUUAUUGAAUGUUAGUAGUUAUGUUCUGUAGUUUCUGCCAAUCUCACUAUGGUAAAAAAUAGAAAAUUAUCUACUUAUAUCAACGUAGGAACUUGUUGAUAGUUAUACUAGCCUACACAAAUACGACAUAUUUCGAGAAUAAAUCCACUUUUGUGUAUAUUGGGAUUUACUCUAGUGUCGUACGAACAAUAAUUGGUUAAGCUUUGAUCGCUACGGUUAGGUGUGAGAUUAGUGCGAACUUGCUUUUCACGUCGUCGUUAGCUCGACCGUGGCAGUCACAUAUAUAAUCCUUUCAUACUUCUAUAGGUUUUCAAAAAUGUAAAAAUAGUUACUUCCAUAGAAGUAGAAAUGUCUAUUUCUAUCCUUCAGCAUGGUAAAACGCUCUUACCAUAAUCUGAUAACGCUAAUUUGUCCUUUAUAAAGCUAUUAUAUUGAGUAAAUCCCAAAAUCUAGUGGCACACUUAGGAUCAGUGUUCAUGAACACAUAGUAUACAAUCUCUAAUAAUUGUUAGAUCUAAUUAAUUAUUAUUAUUCAUCAUAGUUGUAUAUUGCUCAGUGUUGAUAUAUAAUAUAGUGUUAGUUGUAUAUUAAGCCAGAUCUUAUUAGCCGGUCAGUUUCGGCUUUAUACACCUUGGUCCGGCUGAAACGAUAAUUUUAAUUAUAAUAUAAUUUCGAAAUUAUCGUUUAGUAGCAAACAUCGUGAAUAAAAAUCAUGUGAGUAUUUCCAUGACUUAUUUUGUACAUAGUCCCGACUUGUCAGUCUUGUCAAAAAGAUUUGUCCGCCUUUCUUUAGGUAUUUUGUCUGGCAAUUUUAGUAAUGUAAGGCCCUUUAUACACAUUGCAGUUGUCGUGUAACUAGGGGCGAUGUGUACGGUCAGUUACAAGUCCGCUUACACAGCAAUGAUCAUUAUCACCUGCGUUAUACAGACUGCGACGCAUAUCUUAUAGAAAGUCACAAGUACAACUAAUAUUGCUGUGCAAGUCGACUUCUAACCGUAUAUACGUACAAAUAAGUUCUCAGGUACAAUGGUUUGGCUACUACACCCAUAAAGUCGAAAACCCAAUGACAGAUUGGUUGUCUUGGUGAUCAUUGUACAUUUACCGCCAGAUACACGGCAACCGCGUGGAAUAAGAAUAGGCGUAUGAUAAUUUCAGCUUCCAUCUUACUUGUUGUAUUGCUAAAUUAUUGUUAAAUUUUUAGAGACCACAUCGUCUAGGACGGGAAUAUAAAUCAUUGUUAUAAAGCAUUUUCAUAUUAUGUAAAUCAAUACAUUAAAUAUUCUUUUACGUUAUUUAUAAAUUGUUAGCGUAAGCGGGAAUAUUGUCCGAUAGUAUUUUAUAAACUUAAUUAUUAUUCUAAAAUAAACAUAAAACAUAAAAAUA
This is a messenger RNA of Spodoptera frugiperda (fall armyworm), 4007 nucleotides long. RefSeq lists its product as uncharacterized. The record is from RefSeq and is a predicted model, not a curated record. Gene Ontology annotation, biological process: proteasome-mediated ubiquitin-dependent protein catabolic process; multicellular organism development. The coding region runs from base 160 to 2139 and encodes 659 amino acids. NCBI's taxonomy places the organism in Eukaryota, Metazoa, Arthropoda, Insecta, Lepidoptera, Noctuidae. The transcript is spliced from 14 exons. Gene Ontology annotation, molecular function: ubiquitin protein ligase activity; ubiquitin conjugating enzyme binding. Gene Ontology annotation, cellular component: cytoplasm.